Molecule: messenger RNA, 1632 nt
Organism: Cordyceps fumosorosea ARSEF 2679
Lineage: Eukaryota; Fungi; Ascomycota; Sordariomycetes; Hypocreales; Cordycipitaceae
Product: Major facilitator superfamily transporter
Exons: 4
Coding region: 1-1632 (543 amino acids)
Biological process (GO): transmembrane transport
Molecular function (GO): transmembrane transporter activity
Source: RefSeq, a predicted model, not a curated record
AUGCCGCAACCUGCGAUGUGUGACGGCGCCGCCGCCGCCGCCGCCGCCGCCGCCGACUGGCCCCCAGGCACUGUCAAGCUAGAAGAAGGCGACCUCAAGAAACUCAUCCUCCAUCCCACGCCCACCUCGGACCCCAACGACCCCCUCAACUGGUCCGCCCCGCGCAAGGCGCUCAACUUCACCCUCGUCUGCCUCUACACCCUCCUCACCUUUGUCCAGCUCGACGUCGGCUUCACCGCCUGGGACCAGUACUCCGCCGAGCUCGGCUUCUCCGACGACACGCUCAACGGCUCCGCCGCCGCCAACUACCUCGGCCUCGCCCUCGGCUGCGUCGCCCUCGUCCCCCUCGUCCACAAGCUCGGCCGGCGGCCCGUCUACCUCCUCAGCACCCUGCUGCAGCUUGCCUCGUGCAUCUGGUCCGCGCGCACCAGCACCGUCGGGGACCUGUACGGCAGCAAUGUGAUUUCCGGCGUGGGCGGGGCGAUCAGCGAGACGAUUGUGCAGAUCACCAUCGCGGACCUGUUCUUCGUGCACCAGCACGCGACGGUGAACGGGCUGGCGCUGCUGGCGACGUUUGCGGGCGCGUACCUGGGGCCGGUCGCGUCGGGGUACGUGGUGGAGGGCCAGGGGUGGCGCUGGGUGUGGUGGUGGUGCUCGCUGCUGUUCGGCGUCAACCUGCUGCUGGUGCUGUUCCUGUUUGAGGAGACCAAGUACGUGUGUCCCGGGUCCGGGGUGGUCUCCGCCGCCGGCACGACGGAGAACCUUGUCGAGGAGGGCGGUGAUGCGCGGGCGGCUGCGCUCGGUACACCCCCGCAGCCCGCCGGCAUCGACGCGUCCAUUCCGAUGAGGCCGCUGCGGCGGCGCUUCGCCUUCCUCACCGUCACCGGAGGGUCGAUGCUGCACGACGUGUACGAGCCGCUGGUCAUCCUGCUCACCUUCCCGGCCAUCACCUACACGGCCAUCGCGUACGGCGUGCUGCUCGCCUGGUUCGCCGCGCUCGUCUCCGUCCAGGCGACGUACAUGUUCGACGAGCCGUACAACUUCUCGGCGAUAGGCAUCGGCCUGAUGAACAUUGCGCCCUUUGUCGCGUCCAUCCCGGGCGUCUGGAUCGGCGGCUACCUCAACGACAAGUCCAUCGUGUGGCUGGCCCGCAGGAACGGCGGCGUGUACGAGCCGGAGAUGCGUCUGUGGAUGAUCUUCCCGCUGGCCAUCAUCGCGCCUGCCGGGAUCCUCAUGUUCGGACUGGGUCUCAACAGCGGUGCUCCGUGGCCACUGCUUGCCGUGGGGUUUGGCAUGUACGGAUUCUGCCUCACCGCGGGGGGCGUCGUCUCGUUGGCCUACGCCAUGGACUGCUAUCACGAUGUCAUUGGAAACGCCCUCGUCGGCGUCACCCUGAUCCGAAACCUCCUUACCGUCGUCAUCUUGUUUGUGCUUACGCCCUGGCUGGAUGGCAUGGGGAUCCAGGACGUGCAUAUUCUGAUAGCUGUGCUGACAGUCCUCGUUCUUGUUGGGCCCGUCGGGCUCAUCAUCUGGGGCAAGAAGGCCAGGAAGAAGACGGCGGCCGCGUAUAGAAGCAUGGCCCAGCGACAACCGACCAGGCGAGACAAGGAGUGGCAGCAGAGCAGCCAAUGA